Molecule: messenger RNA, 1557 nt
Organism: Hyaena hyaena (striped hyena)
Lineage: Eukaryota; Metazoa; Chordata; Mammalia; Carnivora; Hyaenidae
Gene: CHRNA2
Product: cholinergic receptor nicotinic alpha 2 subunit
Exons: 6
Coding region: 1-1557 (518 amino acids)
Biological process (GO): regulation of membrane potential; signal transduction; monoatomic ion transmembrane transport
Cellular component (GO): postsynaptic membrane; neuron projection; synapse
Molecular function (GO): acetylcholine-gated monoatomic cation-selective channel activity; transmembrane signaling receptor activity
Source: RefSeq, a predicted model, not a curated record
AUGUCCAGAGGAAGCCCAACUCUGUCCUCUGAAGCCAUGGGCCCUUCCGUCUCUGCAGUCCUGUCCAUGAUGAAGCUCGGUCUGUGGUGUCUCCUUCUGAUGCCAGCAGGGUCAGCACAGCAAGCCUCUCAUACCCAAGCUGAGGACCAACUCUUCAAACACCUCUUUAGGGGCUACAACCGCUGGGCACGGCCAGUGCCCAACACCUCGGAUGUGGUGAUCGUGCGCUUUGGGCUGUCCAUUGCUCAGCUCAUCGAUGUGGAUGAGAAGAAUCAAAUGAUGACCACCAACGUCUGGCUAAAGCAGGAGUGGAAUGAUUACAAGCUGCACUGGAACCCGGCCGACUUCGGCAACAUCACAUCCCUGCGUGUCCCUUCGGAGAUGAUCUGGAUCCCCGACAUUGUCCUCUACAACAAUGCAGAUGGGGAGUUUGCGGUGACCCACAUGACCAAGGCCCACCUCUUCUCCACGGGCACCGUGCACUGGGUGCCCCCGGCCAUCUACAAGAGCUCCUGCAGCAUCGACGUCACCUUCUUCCCCUUCGACCAGCAGAACUGCAAGAUGAAGUUCGGCUCCUGGACGUAUGACAAGGCCAAGAUCGACCUGGAGCAGAUGGAGCAGACAGUGGACCUGAAGGACUACUGGGAGAGCGGCGAGUGGGCCAUCAUCAAUGCCACGGGCACCUAUAACUCCAAGAAGUAUGACUGCUGUGCCGAGAUUUACCCUGACGUCACCUACUACUUCGUCAUCCGGCGCCUGCCCCUCUUCUACACCAUCAACCUCAUCAUCCCCUGCCUGCUCAUCUCCUGCCUCACCGUGCUCGUCUUCUAUCUGCCCUCUGACUGUGGAGAGAAGAUCACGCUCUGCAUCUCCGUGCUGCUCUCGCUCACCGUCUUCCUCCUGCUCAUCACAGACAUCAUCCCCUCCACCUCCCUGGUCAUCCCGCUCAUCGGCGAGUACCUGCUCUUUACCAUGAUCUUUGUCACACUCUCCAUCGUCAUCACAGUCUUUGUCCUAAAUGUCCACCACCGCUCCCCCAGCACUCACACUAUGCCCCACUGGGUACGGGUGGCCUUUCUGGGCUGUGUGCCCCGGUGGCUUCUGAUGAAACGGCCUGUGCCUGCCUUGGAACCCCAUGAGCUCCCAGUCCGGAAGCCCAGUUUCUCUCAUUACUGGCUGGAGACCAACAUGGAUGCAGAGGAGAGAGAGGAGGCAGAGGAGGAGGAAGACAGAUGGGGGUGGGCAGCUCAUUCAUCCCCCUCCAUGGGUGUCCUCCAUAGCCAUGGUGGUCUACAUCAAGGGGCCUCAGGGCCCAGUGUGGAGGUCCAGUUGAAGGAGGGUGGGCUUCUGCUGUCACCUCGUAUACAGAAGGCACUUGAAGGUGUGCACUAUAUUGCUGACCACCUGCGAUCUGAGGAUGCUGACUCUUCGGUGAAGGAAGACUGGAAGUAUGUGGCCAUGGUCAUUGAUAGGAUAUUCCUCUGGUUGUUUAUCAUCGUCUGCUUCCUGGGGACCACUGGACUCUUUCUUCCUCCAUUACUGGCUGGAAUGAUCUAA